AUGGCUUCUAUAUAUCUUGGUAAGAAAAGCGGUUCAAGCGUGUCCAGUAUCAGUAGUCAAGUUAAGGCAACAGUGAAUGUGACCAGAGAAAUAUUCAAAGAAUGUCCGAACUUUGAAAAAGUAACUUAUAAAAUUACGUAUCCAACGAAAUAUGAAGAUGAGUACGUACCUACUGUUUUCGGAAGCUAUUAUAAUGUGCUAAUAUAUAAUGGCUAUAAUGUCAAACAUAGAGGUACCCAAAUUUUUGGUUAUUACUCUCCUGCCAAUAAUAGUCAAAUUGUAAGAGAAGUCUGCGUUUACUAUUCUGUAUUGAGAGACAAUAUACCCUUAAUGGUUACCUUUGUUACUAGGGGAAACGGAACUUACACUUGCACGUAUGAAACGCUAAUAAGUGAAAAAUCGUUUACUGCCUGUAACAUAAAUAAGAAAAAAUUAAAACAAAAUCUGGUUCAAGAUUUGCCAAAAGUACAUAACAAAUUUACAAAAAGAGCAAAAAUAAAAUUCAAAACUGAAGAAGGGAAAAACAAGUAUAUAAAUGGGCUAAAUGAAAUAAAAUUAAGUCGUAGUUUUUCAAAAGUUAUAUUUAUUUCCAACAAAAAGAGCAAAAAAGAAAGUAGUGAUGAGCCAUAUGAUUUUUACAAUUGCGAAUUGUUAAAGAAAAAUUCCUUGAAUGACGUGAUAGAAAAGAAUGUUUUGGCUGGUGUUAAAGAUAAAGUGAUAGAUGGAAUUAUAGUAUAUUAUUACAGAAGAAAUAAUAUUGCUUUGUUAGUAGAAUUCAUCAAUAAUUGUAAAUCUAAAACGCAAAUUAUAAGAAAUUAUACCUACGGUAACGAAUGGGUGAAUGGAAACGUUACUUAUUAUAACAACCAAGAACUGAUAAUGGAAUUGGAGAAAAUAAAAAACAGAAUGAAUAUCAGCAGAAAUUACAAUUUGGGUACUGCUCCUGAAACUUUCAACAAUAGUUAUUUAAAUGAAAGCUUAGGAGGCAAUACUACUGAAGAAUUAGAUGAAGUGUACGAUGACAUUGAAGUAACUCAGGUUUAUCCAAGUUACGAAGAUUACUAUUCCGAAACAAACACAACAUCUAUAGGAAAUAUCGUUUUCUAUAUAUUAGCUGGAUCAAUAUUAGCGGCAGCACUCGUGGCAGUUGCAUAUUACAAAAUACCAAAACUUUUGACUAAAAAUUACAUGAAAUAUUUCGCCAUAAAUUGCGAGUUUACCUUGAUUAACAAAAAAAAGACCAAAGAAUUAAUAAUAAUAAAUAAAUAA
Messenger RNA from Theileria orientalis strain Shintoku, 1269 nucleotides. RefSeq lists its product as hypothetical. The coding region runs from base 1 to 1269 and encodes 422 amino acids. Lineage: Eukaryota; Apicomplexa; Aconoidasida; Piroplasmida; Theileriidae. The transcript is spliced from 2 exons. The record is from RefSeq and is a predicted model, not a curated record.